AAUCCAAGUGUUUUGUUCGGCGCUUGUUUGCAGCCAUGGCGCCCGUGGUUGCAGCCGAAACAGUUUGUACCACUGUGGCUUGUUCCAGUGUCUGUACACAUGUUUUUGGUGACUUUGCUUUGACAUCAUAAUCAUUAUUACCCCCCGUACACCGAGCACACUACGAAGUCCAGUCUCCUUUUCUGAUCAUAAUGCCAGGACAUAACCGAAAUAAAGAUGACGGCAACGUCGGUGGGUGGCAGAAAGAAGACAUUACCAGUAUCAACAAACGGAAGGUGUACGUGGGAAGAAUUCCUCAAGGCACUCGCGAGGAUGACAUUCUGCAAGCAUUUGAGAACUUCACUGUUGAGAAAGUGUACCUGCGUCCAUUCACAACGCCGUUUGGGUACGCCUUUGUAGUGCUGGACAGUCUCGAAGCAGCCAGCCAGGCGGAACAAGAAGUCAACGGGGCUUCUAUAAACGGAUCGAGCGUUGUAGUUCGACCUGCUGCUGUCCGUACAGAAACGCGGUCGCCAUCAGUAGCAUCAGCAAGCGAAGGAGGCUGGGGUGAAUCGAUGCCGGAAGGAGGGGACAGAAGUGGUGGAGGAAGCGGCAAAGAGCGGGAACUUUUUGUUGGCAAUCUUCCAAGCAACGUCGAAGAGCAAGACUUGGUCAGCCUGUUUGAAACGUUUGGUAUCGAAAAGGUUGUGCUGAAGAAGGGUAACAAGUCAGGGAAAAGAAACUUCGCGUUUGUUACGAUGAACGAAAAAAGUGGGGCGGUGGCUGCACUGGAACGAUUAAAGAACGCGCAGCUUCGUGGUAGCAAAAUCUCUCUCUCCUUCUGCAAAGAGCGAUCAAGCAAUGCUCCAUCUGAAAACCACAUGAAUGAGUCUCUGAUGUCAGAGGAAACGUCAGCCUCGUCGGAUUCAUCCUCUGCUGUUGAGUUCUAUGUAGGCAACCUCCCUGAUGAUGUCACUGAGGAGGACGUUCGUCAACUUUUUGCCGAUUUCAACGUGAGCUACGUGCAGAUGAAGGCGAAGGUUGGCAGAGCGUUUAGCUUUGUGGGAAUCAAGGGUGUCCAGUCCCCAGAGAGCGUGAUUUCAACUGUAGGCGCUCGGAAGGUGAACGGAAAGAAGGUGGUUGUGCGGCUGGCAGGCCCAACAUCUGGAGGGGCUGGACAUGGCACCAAAGGCAGUGGUGCAACCAGUGGAGGAUCACUCGGGGGCGGGGACUCUUGGGAUUCCCAUCCUGCGACCACGUCGCCCUCUGGUGGCACGGAGAGCAGCCGGGCUGGGGCUUCAAACUCUUGGGGCGACGGCGCAGCCACGGACGGGCACAGUAGAUCAGAGGGUGGAGUACGUGCUGCGGACGAUGGCCCCCCACCUCUCGAACCCAUUCCGGAUGACCCCAUCAACGAGAAUGGUACUCAUUCUGACACUGCAAAUGGUGAUGUGCAAACGAGGCAGCUAUAUGUUGACAACUUGAAGCCGGGAAUCUGCAAAGAAGAAGUGGUGGACAUGUUCAAGAAAUUUGGUGUAUCUGAGGUUUUCGUGAGGAGCCUAGCCAAGAAAUCCUUUGCAUUUGUGACGCUGCACAGUGAAGACCAGGUGCAGGAUGCCAUCAUCGAAAUGAAUGGCAAGACUGGCUCCAAUGGAUGCCCAAUAACCGUGAAGAGGAAGGUUCCCAAGCCUGCUGCGAAAGUGGUCUCUCUAAAUGACAUACCUCCUCUUCAACGAAUUGUUGACAACAAGGAAGUUUUCGUUGCCAACCUCCCUGCUGAUGUUGGCGAGGAGGACAUGUUGCGACUGUUUGAAAAGUACGGAGUGCAGGAAAUCCACCUGACCUCCAGUGGAGCCCAGCCGGAAGCACAUGUGAUACUGUCAUCUGCAGAAAAUGCUCAGAAAGCUGUGCAAGAUCUGCACGGUGCAUCAAUGUGCGGCAAAAAGUUGCGCCUGGAGCUCAUAGUAGAACAAAACAGCUGCCCUGCACAGAGGCCAGCCCUGCUUCAAACACCGAACAAGCCAGUUGUGCUGUGCAUUGCAAAUUUUCCCUAUAGCAGCAAAGAGCACCACCUCUUGGAACUCCUGGAGAAUUUUAGUCCUCGAGAUAUCCUCAUCAUGAAGGCUACUGCAGCUGAUAGUUUCACUCGAGCUUACGUGUCCGUUCCUAGCUGGGAACAUGCCGAAGACGCGGUGUUGGAAGCACACAACACUUUUUACUACGGUCGUCUUAUUGCUGUGAUGCCAAUGGGAGAAGGAACGGUACAAGAAAUUGCAUCUCUUUGUGAACCAGUGAUGUCACAAGGUGGACGUUCCACGGCUUCUGGCACUGGAGCAAAAUGGAAAGGGAAUAGAGUACCCAAGCCAGAAAUGAGGAACACAGGUGAUGGCCGCUCAACACCAGCUUCCGACGGGGGUAUGAGUGGCACGUAUUGAUAGGCUUAUGAACAUUGUCAUGUAUGAAUGUUUAUGUGGGUCUGCUUUUCUGUUUUCCGAACUUUCAAACUGGUCAUGUUGCUGUGACUGGUUUCAAGUGAUGUCAGCAUACUUUCCACCAUAAGUGAAGCCCGCAGAUAUUGUUAGUUCAUUUUUGCAUACUUUUUGUAUAAUCUAAAGCAUUUGUUGCUGUCAAAACUUUGUGUACAUGUAAGUUUGGAGAACUUGCCAUGUUGCAGGAGCAAAGUGCCUGAUCGUUUGCGUCUGAAUGUAUGAGAACAUUGUCAUUCCUUUUUAUUAAGCCAUCUGUUUGAAAGUUUUGUUGUGAAGCGGUGCACAUAAUUAUAUUGUUGAGGCAGCAGGAGAAAGUGGCAUAUCCUAUUUCUCUCAAGAAUGACGGGUGCAAACUUGCACUUCGAUCACUUUCUUUCCGUUUUCAAGUGUCUGUGUAAUGGGGUUUGAAUACAUGUGGGAUAUUCCUUUUUCUGAGAGAGCAUUUGGCAGGUAAUAUCACGCCAUUCUGCCCAAGGAAUGUUUGGAAUCUGUGUUCAUGCUUAGAGGCUACCUGCACCAGUUAGUAAACAUCAGUGUGUUUGUAAUAUGCAUAAGGACAACAACAACAACAAAAAAAAAAGGAACUCUGCAAGAUUAGAGUGAAGAAUACACAGCUUUAGUUAAUGGUGACACACAAUUGAGAUAAGGAUAAGUUUGAGCAAAUAACUUACCCUUUCCGGGUCUUGUGAAGACAAUCUGUUAUUUCUCGGUCCCUAGUUUGAAGACAUUUGCAAAGACUCCUCUUGUUUCUAAACAUUUUAUUCCGAGAUAGUACUGUGAUGAGUUUGCUUAGAAAAGAAUAAAUAACGGUCGUAUAUGAAGUGCGCACAUCUGUUUGUGAGGCACUCUCUUGUUGCCUAUCCCACUCUGUAAAAUACAAAUUAGCCUCUGUGCUCUAUGUAUCUCUUAUCAUCACCAUAAGAAGACUAGUAGCUGGUACUGCAUCUGCAGUAACGUUUACUAGUAGUUGUUGGUCCCUGAAAUGUUGCUUGUACCUCGUGGCACUUUUUUGCAGAUAACAGCUCUCACGAAUCGGUGAAUUUGAAAUCAUUGAAUUAGAUACACCACUUGAGGAGCAAGUGAAGUGAUAAAUAUCACGUGUCUCAUUAUAUUUUUUGUCAUUGAUGAAUGAAUGAAAGUAGAAAUUAAAUGUUGAAUUUUUUCGACAAAA
Molecule: messenger RNA, 3639 nt
Organism: Ornithodoros turicata
Lineage: Eukaryota; Metazoa; Arthropoda; Arachnida; Ixodida; Argasidae
Product: CUGBP Elav-like family member 1-A
Exons: 23
Coding region: 192-2414 (740 amino acids)
Molecular function (GO): mRNA binding
Source: RefSeq, a predicted model, not a curated record